GCUGAGGGCCAGUGUGGCGCCCACACCAGCACCCACUGCAAAGAGCGCGCACGGACGCACCCCAGGCGGCAGGUCCAGCACCCACGCUGGCACUCGCCUCGGGAAAGCCCCCCCCAGCGGCUACAAUGGCCGCCUCCCCGUCGGCCACCUCCCCGUCGCCCUCGCCGGCGCCCACGCCACCGCCUACGCCACGACCGCCAUCGGAAAAGCCACUCCCAGCACUUACAAUGGCCACCUCCCCGUCGGCCACCUCCCCGUCGCCCUCGCCGGCGCCCACGCCACCGCCUACGCCACGACCGCCAUCGGAAAAGCCACUCCCAGCACUUACAAUGGCCACCUCCCCGUCGGCCACCUCCCCGUCGCCCUCGCCAGCGCCCACGCCACGGCCGCCAGUCUUCACGGUCGACGUGGCGGCCGCAGCUGUGGCCGACAUCGUCGCCGCGACCGAGGGCGUGGCGUCCAACCCCGCCGACCUGUCCCCCGCGCUCUGGCCCCAAGAGAACAAGACCCUCCUGUUCGUUGGCCAGGACAACGGAAACAUCGAGGAGUACGUGGAAGCCUUCGGGGCCCCGCCAGGGUUCAGCGUGUACCAUCUCCGACCUGCACGCGGGUCUCUGGGGGCCAGGGGACUGGGGCGCCGGGAUGCUCUGCGCCGAUUGCUUGCUGCGGGAGCACGGCCCAGGCGUGGCAUUUAACCUGGCGGUCGGCAUCGUGGACAUGGCCGACGACGUGGUCGCGGGGGCGUGGGACGACAACAUUCGGGCCGGGCGAAAGGGGGGGAAAGACAGGUGGGCCCGUGUACAUCCGCCCCGGCUACGAGUUCGACGGGACGUGGAACCAUUUUGAGCCCGUGACGUACAAGUCGGCCUAUCAGCAUUUUGUCGACCUCUUCCGGGCUGCGUACGUCGCGAACGUGCUCUGGGUUUGGCAUUCGGCCCUGAAUCUCCCCACGUACCAGGGACACGACCGGAUGGAAUGGUAUCCGGGCGACGGGUACGUGGAUUUGUUCGGCGUCUCGGUGUUCACCGCGCUCUACGCGGACGGGCACCCAUACAAGGAAGACAACGCAUCUACCAUGGAGGACCUCAAGAGCUGGACCAGGGUGGCGGCCGCCCGACGCAAGCCACUGGCGAUCGUGGAGUCGACGGCGCGCAGCUACAACAUGUCAGAUCUGGGCGCGUCUGGUGCAUGGGGCAGCUGGUUUCAGCCGAUGUUUGAGUUCCUGGGGCAGAACGAUAUACGGCUCUUCGCGUACAUAAAUUGCAAUUGGGAUAUCCAGCCCAUGUGGAGCGGGGGCAAUUGGGGCGACACCCGCCUGCAGGCCAACGAGUUCUUGGCAGCCUCGUGGACGAAUGAGAUGAACAAGACGAGGUGGAAGGGCGUAUUCUUGCCCAUUCCUUGA
Molecule: messenger RNA, 1402 nt
Organism: Prorocentrum cordatum
Lineage: Eukaryota; Dinophyceae; Prorocentrales; Prorocentraceae
Source: the annotation of a GenBank genome assembly